Exserohilum turcica Et28A is the source of this 7179-nucleotide messenger RNA. RefSeq lists its product as uncharacterized. The transcript is spliced from 3 exons. Gene Ontology annotation, molecular function: mRNA binding. NCBI's taxonomy places the organism in Eukaryota, Fungi, Ascomycota, Dothideomycetes, Pleosporales, Pleosporaceae. Gene Ontology annotation, biological process: mRNA export from nucleus; mRNA processing. The record is from RefSeq and is a predicted model, not a curated record. Gene Ontology annotation, cellular component: THO complex part of transcription export complex. The coding region runs from base 1 to 7032 and encodes 2343 amino acids.
AUGGCUCCCCCACCUAAGCGAAAGCGACCUGAUCGCCCUUAUUCACAGGAUGACGACCGCACGGGACGACCGUCGCCGCAUCGCCCGCAGAACCUUGGACUUGCGCAUAACCAGCAACAGACCAACAGCCCGCGCGGUGGAGGCGGCGGCGGUGGUGGCGGAGGAGGCCUAGGCGUAAGCGGAGGAGGCAGACGGCCGAGCAGAAACAAUGGACGCGGUGGUUCCAGUGUGCCGCAAAGCCCCAAUGUCUCACAUGCGUCGCCGCCUGCCAUGUCACCUUCGACGAACACCUUCACACCAACAAGGCCGCCUCAAGCGACACCAUCCGCCCCUGCACCGCCACCGCCGCCGCCUGCGCAACCUUCGAUGCCUUCCACGCCGCGCCAAGUCUCAGAGAGUAACGAGUACCUAACGCCAGACCGGGUCGCUCGUUGGAAUGGCGAGGCACGCGACGCCGUGGUGCAAGCGGCUCUGUCUGCUCAGCGCAAUGGCGACGUGCUCACGCUUUCUGUCAUAUUCCACGAGAUCAUCGAGGCAUCCAUGGACAACGUCGUGGACGUUGGCGAGUUGGGGUCGGUUGUACGGGACAUUGUGUCUGCUCCAACCGACGACGAGGUCGACUCCGUAUCCACUUUCCUCGACACUCUGAGUUCCCUUACGCACGAUGAGAGCAAGCAGGCGCACGUGCGGCAGAUGCUUAUUGCGACCGAAAUCGACGUGUCACGUAUGCGCUCCGAGCUCGAAAACGAUCUCCUAAAGUCAUUGGGCCUGGUUCGCGAUAGUUUUGGCAAAAUGGCUGUUCGCAAAGCAACGCAUGCAUUGUAUCGGCAAUCCAACUACAAUCUCCUCCGCGAAGAGACCGAAGGUUAUUCGAAGCUUAUGACCGAAUACUUCACCACCGUCAACAGCGAACCGCCGAACCAGGAAGUUGUGAGCGAGACAUACCAACGCGUCAAUGCCUUGAUUGGCGCGUUCGACUUGGAUAUUGGAAGAGUCCUGGAUGUAACUUUGGAUGUGUUUGCCAAUCUCCUAGUCAAACACGGAAGAUUCUUUGUCAAAUUACUACGGACGAGCGCAUGGUGGCCCGAGUUGCGUGGCUUUGACAGCAUUGAAUGGGAGGAAGCUGAAGUCCCUACGCUUCCACGGUGGGCACAGCCAGGCUCUAAGCUGUGGUAUUACUCCGACGAAGAGAAGGAAGAACAGCUUCGACUACGCGAAUCCCGAGACCGAAAGUUCUGGCAACGUGUGGGCGAGCUGGGUGACCGAGCCGGUGUCCAAGCAUUCUUCGAGCUUGGUGGACGUCGAAUCAUUGCGAAUAAUCGGCAGCCGGACCAGACACUGCCCCCUGAAGGUGCGCCGCUCUCGAAGCAACAAGCAGCUCGCAAAUGGGCGGACGAAUGGAUGGAACAGACCAAGACUCUUCCACCUUCAGGAAACGACAUUGCAGCACAACUUCUCGGCUUCAAGCUCCGCUUUUACGCCUCCGAUGUCCGCGAUGCCUCCGACGUACUGCCCGAGAACCUCAUGUACUUGAUCGCACUCUUGGUCAAGAUUGGGUUCAUUUCCAUUCUUGAUCUAUAUCCACAUCUGUAUCCAUUGGAGGAGGACAUGGCUGCGCACAAAGACAGGCUUCUCAAGGCUAAAAAGGAAAAGGAGGAUAAAGAACGUGGCGCAGUUGCUAAUGCGCUAACUAUGGCUGGCGCACUGCCCGACGAUACACCUGGACAACCAGUCGUUUCCCGUCUCCGAGAUGCCGAAAGCAAGUCAAAGCCGGAUACUGGAAGAAAUACACCCAUCGCCAACCCCGAAGAACCUGCAGAGAAGAAGGAUCUACCCGAGCCAACGGACCAGAAGUUCACGCUUCUAAAGAGCUUGCUUUGCAUUGGGGCAUUACCGGAAGCCUUGUUCAUUCUUGGACGUCAUCCCUGGUUUCUUGAAGUGUACCCUGAGCUACAGGGUCUGAUUUUCCGUUUGGCGCACCAUUCUUUGAACAAAAUGUAUGAAGCAUCAAAGCCUACGCCAUUCGAAGAGUCUAUCAUUUCUACGAAAGGUGCUGGUGUCCGUGGCCCUCAGAGGCCCAGCGACUUUGUCCCUCGACGAACUCUCCGAUGGGCCAAGCCUGACCAGAAGGAUUCCGAUGGGGGUGUUGAUUACAAGUUUUAUUGGGAGGACUGGGUUGACAACGUUCCUGUAUGCCAAGAAGUGGACGACGUGAUCAAGCUUUGCACCAGCCUUCUCGGCUUGGUUGGAGCCGAGUGUGGCAGGGACACCGUGCUACUAACGAAGAUUAUACGUAUUGGCAAGCGGGAUUUAGCAGACGACCCCUCGGAAACGAAUCGAAAACGAUGGAUCAACUUCUCAGCAACCUUCAUCGCACCCGCAGUAUCCUUCACAGGCAGGAAUCCAGGAAUAAUCAAUGAGGUGUGGGACUUGUUCAAACACUUUGAUACCGCCACUCGAUAUAUUAUCUAUCAGCAAUGGUUCAACGGAAUGCUUAAACCGGCAAGCAAGAAGGCUUUUGAACAGGUUCGAGACGAGACCAAGAAAACUAUGAGCCGUAUCUCCGCCACCAACACGAAGGAGUACGGCCGCAAGAUUGCCAAGAUCUCGUAUGCUAGCCCUGGAUGGGUCUUCAAGACGACGGUCAAGCAGCUGGUCAACUACCCCAACAUGAUUACCGCUCUCGUAGAGUGUAGUCGAUAUCUCACCUUACUUGGAUACGAUGUCUUAACUUGGACUCUGGCUACGUACCUGCUUAGCCCCGAUAAAGGCUCGCAUCAGGAUGAUGGUAUGCUGUCUGCACCAUGGCUCAAGAACAUUGCCACCUUUGUUGGCAAAGCCUACGCAAAGUACCAUUUGAUGGAUCCGGUUCCAGUACUGCAACUCACAGCACGUCAGCUCUUGACUGCAGAGGGCGAGCUCUACAUGUUGGACGUACUGGAGCAAAUGGUCAAGUCUAUGGGCGGUAUCAGUCUGAGCGGAUCGGUCUCCGAAUCGAUGACACUGGCGCUGUGUGCCGGACCAGUGCUUCGUACCUUUACUCUCCAACAUCGCUUGGCAGAUUACCGCCAUCUGGCUGGCCAUUCUGCAAGACGUCUAGUCAGAUGUCUGAAAGAGACGGGUCUAGGACCGCAGAUUCUGAUUGCACUUGCGCAGCACGUCGAGGCUUACGUGCACCGCGAUGACCAGCAAAAUGUACCCGAUAAACCGGUUCUCUUCAACGUCGACAAGCUCCGCUCCAACCUCCUCCAGUAUCUUGAGCUCCUCAGAGCAUAUCUUUCCGUGGACGACUUCGAUGCCAUCUUCCCUCCUCUGAUUGAAAUGAUUUCUGACUUCAACGUCGAGCCAGACGUCGCCUUUACCAUUGCUCGUGCAAGUGUAGCGGCUAAGGCUAAUGCAUUCCGAGCGGACCAGCGUGCAAAGCUCAUUGCCAACACUCAAUCAAAUGGAGACACUUCUAUGAGCGGCGUAGAGGAAUCGCCGGUCGUGGGCGGAGCCAAAGUAGAUGCGGCGGUCACCGAGGCAUCAAAGGUAAAUGAAGAUGUCGAAAUGGCGGAAUCUGAUCCAUCUGCAGAUGCUUCGCUCCCGGAAGUACCAAACACAGAAAUUGAGCAGCUAGCGAACCAGCUCAAGGAGAAACUGCCCGCCACGUUUGGCAGCCAUCCAUGCUUGUCGUACUAUGUCACUUUCUGGCAACUCUCUUUGCCAGAUGUCGAUGUCGGUGGCAUCGAUCAACAGUACAAGGAGACAAUUGAAUACUUUGAGCGGCAGUUGCCAGCUCCAGUUCCAGAACGCCGUGGCUAUAGAUCCAACGUCCCCAAGGCUGAGACUGACGAGGCGCGACGGGCAAAGCAUGAAAUACCAAGGCUCAAGGAAGAACGGCAAACUGUAACAAAAGCCAACGCUGCGAUGCAAGAUAGCCUUCGGGCCGAGCUUAAGGGAUGGUUUGCCAGCAUUGCCAUGAUGGGCCCACAGUGCGAUGAGCUGCACAACGCCCUGCUCCAGGACUGUUUCAUUCCUCGCAGUCGCAUGUCAUUAGAAGACGCGCAGUAUUGCUCUUCUAUGCUCAUGUUCAUGCAUAGUUCGGGCGUGCCUGGAUUCCGCAUGAGCCGACUACUAGAUGUUCUCUUCAAUGCCAACAGGCUCACGACUAUCAUUAGUAUGUAUACUGAAGCCGAGUCGUUGUCCUUUGGUCGAUUCAUUGGCGAUUUACUGCGCGAACUGCAAAUCUGGCACGACAACAAGGACGAUGCAUACGCCAAAAACGCACUUGGGCCAGAAAAGAACCUCCCAGGCUUCGGGAGGAGCUAUGACGCGGAAAGAAACGCCACGUCCUUUUUUACCUACGACCAGUUUUGCAUGGUGUUGUUUAAGUGGCACAAAUCACUUACUACUGCGUUGAAGACAUGUCUUGAAACCGGCCGGUACAUGCAAAUGCGCAGUGCUAUCAACGUUUUGCAUGCACUAGGCACCAACUACCCCAAGAUUCAAAGUUUGGGCACAGAGUUGAAGCAGACAAUCGAGCAUUUGAGCAAGGAUGAGGAGAGGGGAGAUCUCAAGAAAUCGUUGGAAUCCGUUUUGGGUCCCAUCACCAAAGGCGAGAGGUUCUGGCAGGAGGACCAUGUAUUCCGCAACGUACCGGCGCCGACACCUGCACCCGGAAGUACGCCCAAUGUGGGUGACAAGACUGCUUCGGAGAAUGGAAAGGCUCCGCAGUCAAAGGAUGCAAAGCUCAACGCAAAUGCGCCUACUUUCAAGCCAAAUCUCGAAACCAACGGAUCCCAGCAAACUCCUUUGCGAGAAACAGAUGAUAACACGGCAAAGCGCAAUGUUUCGACUCCCGGAACGCCUGCGUCAAGAGAAAGAGAGCCGGCGAGUCUCACGCCGAGACACUCAGAGGCUAGGCCAUCCACUCCCUCUCAACAGGAGCUAGUGAUGGGCAGGCCUGCGCCCAAACCGGGCCCACCCAUGCACCCAUCUUCUGUGCCGCAGAGACCAGACGGCAGAAACGCACCGACACAGCCCGCUGCAGCUGGGAGACCAUCACAUGCUUUGCCAUCCCGGCCGGACUCACAGCCAUCAAGAACGCGACAAUCGGAACGGCCUGUCAUGGAACGGCCGCCUGAAGCCGUACAUGGUCGCUAUGAUAGCAGAGGCCCUCCACCAAACGACUAUGGUCGAUUAGACCGCCCUGGAGACAUUCCACGCCACCGUGAGACAUCUCCUGGUCGACGGGGGCGAAUGCCCGAUGGCAGAACUCCUGAAAGAAUACUCCCUGUGGCUGAGCACAGAGAGUGGUCUGGUAGAGAGCGCGACUAUGACGAUCGGACCUUGCGAGCACCACCGCGAGAUACGCGAGCGCCACCAGUACGACCGCCGCCCACCUGGGAUACACGCGACGCCAGGGACCCGAGAGAUCAACGUGAGCGUCCUGAUCCUCGCAUGCACCCGGGAACUCCCACGAUGGAAUCUCGACGGAUGCCUUCGUCUUCGUCGUUAGCCAACGAAUAUCGCCGAGACGCUCCACCGAUUAGUGGCCCGUAUGGUGCAGAGCAGAAUGACAGGUCUCAACGGCCACCCCAGCCGCCAAUUCCAACCAAGGAAGAGCCUACAGUUAACCCUGCACGCGCUGCCCUAAUCAAUCAAGUCGAGCAUGGCAGACAUGAACCGCCAAGAUCGGACCGCGAUGGUCGUCGCGACAGAGAUGCGCGUCUGAACUCUCCUCGCCAUGGUGACGAUAGGCGUGGAGAGGAUCGUCGCAUGGAAGAACGCUUGCCUAAUUACCAUGGACGAAACGAUGUGCCACGUGAACAUCGAGAUGACCGUUCUCUAGGCCUGCCCCCGGGCAAUCGAGACCGACGAGACGAACUCUCAUCAGGUGCACCCACAGGGCCGCGCGGUGGACGUAAUGAUCCUAGUGCAUCAUCUCGCGCAUCCCGGGACAUGUUCCAACCUACUUCUGGCCCGCGGUCCUCUGGGCACCAGAUCCAAGAUCCCAACUAUGGGAGAUUGAACCAACCCUCCGAUCCAGGACCACCAUCAGGUCCUCGCAGUGAUCGACCAUCUUCUCAGCCGCAACCUUCUACACCUACUGCUACACCUACUGGACCGGCAGCGUCACUGCCCGCAGGGGUACACCCCAGCAGGCUUGUAAACAUUGAAGGCAGACCAUCAAACGGCCCACCCCUCCAAACCAACAUGCCAAACGCUCCAAGUGGUCCGCGGGGCUCUAACAGAGCACCCCAAGGUACAGUACCGUCGUCUCCAAAUGGCUGGGGUCCUCCGACGGGUCCUGCAGCAGGAGAUCGUGGGGCAAGGAACGCAGGUAACCCGUUAAGAGCUAUCAACAAUGUCUUGACGGGGAACACGCCUGCUGAACGAUCAGGCGAUCGGAACAUCCCGCCUGCUAACCCACCUGUGCGUGGUCGCGGCGCCAAUCGUGCCAAUGGGCCCAUGGAGACAUCCGGUGACACGAUGAGCCCUAUGCCACCGCCGCAUCAUGGCUCGACACCCAGCCGUGUUGAAGGCCAACAUCCUAGAGGUGGUCGAAGUGAUGAAAGCCAAAGCAGGGGUGAAGGUAUCCCACCGGAAGAAGUCCGCUCAGAAUCCCGCAGUCACAAGGACAGCAGGCGUAGCGAUCGGUCGGGAGGAGAGCGGUCAGCAGAUCGACCCGACCGUCGCACUGAGGAGCGAAGCAGCCGUAAUGGACCUUCUGAGCGCGUAGAAGGCGAGCGCGGUUCGGAGCGUGAGCGUGGAGGACGAGAAAAGCGCAGUGGAGACCGAGAAAGUAGCCGGCGAGAGCGCAGCGAACGAGAAGGCGGCGAGUCGAGGUCUGGACGAGAAGCCCGGGAGAGUAGUAGGCGCGAGCGCGGCUCCCGCGAUGACGGCCGAGCUUCAGCAAGGGACGACCGCGAUAGGAGGAGCCGAGGAGGAACGGGAAGUACUAGCGGAACGGGAGGAGGAGACGACGGCCGUAAGAGAGUCCGUGAUCCUCAGGACCAAGCUCACGGCGAUGCAAAGAGGAGACGGUAGACUCAUUACCAUCACCAUUAUCUUCAUCGUCAUUGUCAUCGUCGUCGUCAUUCAUUAUCAUCACUUUGGGCGUCAUCAUCAUCAUCAUCGAAAAAAACGGGGAUUUGUUUGUGUUCUGUUUUUUUUUGGGUUUUCACAGCAAGGCGC